UAUACGCUCCUUCCUUCCUUCUCUCUCUCUCUCUCUCUCUCUCUCUCUCUCAGAUCAUUCAUAGCCUCUAUUUGCACCUCUCUCGUGUAAUACAAUAACACAUGCGAUGUCCGAUCAGCAGAAUACAUACUCAGGUGCGAUGAUGAUGGAGUCGAAGCCUCCACACCCGCUUCACCAAAUAGCAGAGACCCCAACGCACAAGCUUCUGCUGAAGCAAUGGCUGAAAGAAGAGGAGCUAAUCCUGAACCGGAUCUGCCUCAAAGAGAUCCAAAUCGACACCAUCCGCAAAGAGAUCACCCAACUCUACUGUUUCUUCUUCCUCUUCCACUCAACGGCUCUGGUCCUGCUCUUCAGCAGCAGCGCCUCUCAUUCGGUGUCUUCUUGCCACAGAUCCUGGAUCCCCUCGCUCUGCUCCCUUCUCUCUUCUCUGGGGAUCAUUUGGGCCAUCCGCUACAAGACGGACGUGGAGGGCCACUUGGAGAAGCUGCUGGAGAGGGAGAGAGAGGACUCCAAGCUCUUGGGCAAAUGCGUGGAGGAGUUGAAGAAGAAAGGGGCCGAGUUCGAUUUGCUCAAGGAAGUCGAUGCGCUCCGAAGGGCGAAGAGCUUGGGGGUGGAGGCCAAGGCCGCCGCCGCCACCGUUCGCAAGUGGUCGGCCAGGGACUUUGUCACCCUCUUCUUCUUCACCGCCUCUUGCCUCGUCCUUGCUCUUGUAAGGGUAAUUCUCUGCAAGUAACAAACUGACUCGUUGGGGCUGGUUAGGGGUUUCUUCAACAUUCUCGUCCUUUUUUUGGUGUGGUGGUAUUUCUUUUCCUUUUUUUUGUCAAUGCCUGAUGAAAAUGAAAGAUUGUUUAGCGGAUAGUAAGUAAUUUCUUAUUAACUGGGGGGAAGAAAGCCAAGAUUCGCAGAACACUCUGUUCUGCUAUAGCUCUUUGUAAUUCGGGGAAAGCAGCAAGUUUUACUACAGAGAGAAAGAUGGAUUAAUAACAAAUUUGUCAU
This is a messenger RNA of Diospyros lotus (date-plum), 996 nucleotides long. RefSeq lists its product as uncharacterized. The transcript has a single exon. NCBI's taxonomy places the organism in Eukaryota, Viridiplantae, Streptophyta, Magnoliopsida, Ericales, Ebenaceae. The coding region runs from base 107 to 733 and encodes 208 amino acids. The record is from RefSeq and is a predicted model, not a curated record.